Molecule: messenger RNA, 4210 nt
Organism: Onthophagus taurus
Lineage: Eukaryota; Metazoa; Arthropoda; Insecta; Coleoptera; Scarabaeidae
Gene: Cp190
Product: centrosome-associated zinc finger protein CP190
Biological process (GO): regulation of transcription by RNA polymerase II
Cellular component (GO): nucleus
Molecular function (GO): DNA-binding transcription factor activity, RNA polymerase II-specific; protein binding
Source: RefSeq, a predicted model, not a curated record
ACAGUCACAAGGAAACAAUAUAUGUUCAAUAUGUUUAUGCGUCCUCGGUCUGUAGAGAUGGAGCUAUAAUUUUAAUCCCGGCAAAAAGAUAAUAAAUAAACCAACAAUGGGUGAUUCUAAUAAACAAGUAAGGGUGGACAAUUGGGGAGUAUUUUUCCUUCAACGGUUGCAAGUUUUCUUUAAUAAAACGGAUUAUUGUGAUCUAACACUACAGUUUGAAGGAAAUGUUCAAUUGAAAGUUCAUCGUUUAGUGAUGAGUGCUUGUACGGAGUAUUUUAACAUCUUAGAACAUACUUGUGAGAUGAUUGAUGGUAACACAAUCGUUAUGCCUGAUGAUUUACAAGCUGAUGUAAUCCUUCCGAUUGUGAACUUCAUGUAUACGGGAAUGUUGGAGUUUCCAAUGCCAAUUUUUGAUAAACUUUAUAGAACAGCCGAAUUAAUGAACAUCCCAAUUUUAAUAAAAUUAUUAGAUGCUCAACGAAAACCAAUAAAAAACAGUUUAAGACGACAGCAACAAACGGCGUGGCAAAAUUUAAAGAAAAUUAAACCAGACCCAGAAACUCCAGCAAGAAAACUACCCGUUUGGAAACGAAAACACAAUAAACCACCUUCACGGACGUCUUCUCCUCAAUUAUUUUCAACAGAAACAACAACAUCUUCAACAUUAUCACAAAAACGGAAUUCCGCAGCAGAUCCUUUAGCACUGUACGAUAAUGCCCCAAAACCAACACGUUUCGAAUGGCCUGAAGAUGAUUUAAACAACACUUUUAACCUCAUCGACAGCUCGUUCGAUGACAUAUCUUAUACAAGCAAGCCGUUAUUAACCCAAGACGAUGAAUUAAGAGCUAGCACUUCAUUCGAUGCGGUUAAAUUCUCAGCGAAUGUGAAUCCACCGAAGAAAAACAAAGAUUAUCCCUCAAAUAUCGAUUUAAAUGAUGUUCGGGAAUACGUUAAGGAGCAAAAAAUUAGAACCGAAAUGGAAUUUGAAGAGGAGGAUGAAGACGAUCCAGAUAAUUAUUUAGUUGAGAGCCAUAAUAAACGUAAAUUAGGUAAAGAAGGUUCUCCAAUGCACUCUAAAAAGGUUCGAUUUACUGUUAGUGAAAAGGAGAAUAAGGAAACAACGAUUAGUGUUACUCCAAAAACCGCUGGGGAAAUGGAUCAUACUAAAAUAAUAUCUGAGGUUUUAAAACGUUACCCGCACCUUGUAAAGAAGAAUAAAAACAUUAAAUUAAAAAUAAUGGCAAAAUCCCCAACAAAAGAAACUACAAAAACGCCAUCAAUAAUCAAAGCACCAACUACAACAACCACAAAAAUAAAACUUGUCGAAGCAAAAGCCCAAAUAAAAGCGGUAACAACAAAAAUUGUAAAACCUCAACCUGAUGAAGGACCGUGGGUUUGCAAAAAAUGUUCGUUUAAUUCCACCGAACCAGUUGAAUUUGUGCUUUAUUAUUUGUACCGGAAACAUAUGACGGAUGUCCAUCACGAAAAAUUCGAUGCAAAGAUGUGUAAACAUUGCGGUCAUCAAAGCUCUAAACAUAACCUAUUAAUGUAUCAUCAAUACACAAAGCAUGGUGUUAAACCACCACCGGCUUAUAACUUCCCAAAGUGUCCUCGGUGUCCUUUCAUUGCUUUAACCGAAAAUUUAUUACAAAAACAUUUAGAAAGUGCUCACUCAAAAUAUGAUUCGCAAUGUGUUGAGUGCAAAGUCGCCUUUAAUAGUCAAUCGUCGUUAUUGGCACAUAUCCAGAUAACGGGGCACUCUAAUCCAAAUCGAUGCAAUUUCGAUUGUCAAUAUUGCACGAAAAGAUUUAAUUCAGUCACCGAUUUAUUUAGUCACAUUCGGUCGGCUCAUCGCGAUGAAGCUCGAAGAGAUGGAAUGGUUAGUAUCGAUGAAACCGAUAUGGACGAGGAAGAGGAGGAGGAGGAAGAAGUUGAAGAUGAGGAAUAUGUCCCAGAAGUGCCCCGAAAGAAAAAGAAAGUCGAGUUGGUUGGAAAUGUGAAGGAAAAUAAGCACAAUGAAAUUAUUAAUGAAAUUGAAAAUAGCCAGGGAAUUGUUGAUAUCGUUGUUUUGGAUGAUAAUCAACAGUAUAUUCUUCAUAAUGAGCAACAGUUAACUGAGGAAAGUUUGGUAAAUCAUCCUGAAUAUAUUAUUCCGGAAUUAACUAAUGAAUAUAAUGAUCAACCAGCAACUCAAGAAUUUAAUGAUCCUCGUACAACUCAAGCUAACGUAAUUACCCAAAGCAUGUUAAACAUCGCAAAUAACUCAGAAAUCGCAUCAACGGAUGAAUUAGUGAUGGUUCUAACUGACCAUGAUUACAACGAUGCAAAUAACGGAAUUUUAACGAAUGAAAAUUCGAAUAUUGUUGUUUUAUACAGUCAUCCAGUCGACGGCCAACAAAGCGAAUUUAUCACAUCCGAAGGGAAAUUAAUUUUAAACCCGCAAACCGGUCUUUUAGAAUUAAGAAACGAUAACGUGGAUAAUAAUUCACAAGAUGCUCAAAUUGAAUCGAUAGAGUUAAUACAACGUGAAAUUAAUAAUGGGUUGAUUCAACAAGCCGAUGUUGAGGAUGACAAAUCCGGUGUUUUAGACCAAAAAGAAACGAUCGAAAUGGUUCAAAAUAAUAUUAAAUGUGAAAAUGAAACGGUUAUUAAUGAAGGGAAUGUUCCAGUUGAGAUUGAAAAUAAUCGAGAAGAAGAAAUAGUAUCGGAAAUCCAAGAAGAGUCUGAAAAUAUUGAGACUAACAUUCAAAGAAAUGAAGAAGAAGAAAAUUUAGGUUUUACGAAUCAAUUUGAACUUUCAGAAAAUCAAAGAAUUGACCCAGAUGUUAAUUUUGUUUUAACCGAUGAAAGUCAAGAAAUUAUUCCAGAAGAAACAAACCAAGAAAUUGUAGAAAAUGAAAAUGUUAUCGAAAAGAACGUUUCCGAAGAAAGCCCACCAAUAAUCAAUUUCGAUUUAAACAUGGAAGAACAACCAACCCAAGAAAAAGAAGCUGAAAACAUUGAAAAUCAAGAAAUAUUUCAAGUCGAAAAAAUCCAAAAUCAAGAAGAAUAUCUUGAACCUCCAAACGAAACUCCCAAUGAUAACACUCAAAUAAAUUCAAAUGAAAAUAACGUAAAAACUGAAAUAGAAACUCCUCAAUUGGACAUCGAAAAUGUUGCAGACGAAAUUCAACCGGAUCAAGAAAUUAAUGAAUUAGAGAAAGAUCAUGUGGAAACCCCCAACAAUGAACCCGAAAUAAACAACACACAAGAAGAAGAAAUUAUUACCAAUCUUCCAGAAGUUAUCAAUGAGGAAGAAAAAAUUAAUAAAGAAAAUGUUGAAAAUGAACCAAUAAUAACACCAGAACCUAACCUUAACGAAAAUGAGUCAAUUGAAAAGAAUUCCGAAAUAGAAAAUAAUGAAAUAAUCUCUUCACCCCCUACAGAAAACAAAGAAAACACAGAAAUAAUUCCCGAUUCCCAACCUAAAGAACCCACAAUUAAUGAAUCAGAAGAACUCAUUAAUAAAGAUCCAAUUGAUACUGAACCAACAGAUAUUCUUGAAGAAACCACCCCGGUUUUAGAAGAAUCAGCGAUUCCACUUCCAAACAUGGAAGAAGUUGAAUCAGUUGAAGAAAUAACUGAAAUGGUACAAGUAGAAAAUUUACCGGAAGACACUCAAGCUUACGAUGAUGUAAACGUUUUGUUACAAGAAACAAUGGAUAUGGAAACGGUGGAUGAAAAUUCGCAACAAAGUCAAGAUUCUCAAAAUUCAACAUCGCAAUCUUCGAAAGAAAUUGUUGUAGCUGGAUCUGGUAAUGUUGGUGCUGGCGGUGUUCCCAAUGAAGCGACCAAAAUUUCUAUAUUAAACGAUUGGGAGGAUACUGAGGAUUCGCAACAAAGUGAUUAUCCGGGGAAAACAGGAAUGGAGAAUGCUGUUAAUAAAAUUAUUAAUGAUUGGGAUGAUGAUGACGAUGAGGCACAAGUUAUGAACACAUGAAGAUCUACUUUUUAUUUGUAAUGACUAAAUAUAGUUUUUUAAGUUUGUGGUAUCACAAUUUUGAUACCAAUGUUGUAAAUAAGUUCUUUCUUUUUUCUUUUCAUUUAAAGUCAUAUCUUUUUAAAUAGAUUUACAAUUAAGUAUAUUACAUAGAAUUAAGUAUAGAUUAUAUAAUUAUAACAUAGCGUACUAUGUAAAUAUUUCUAACCAAUUAAAAAAUUAUUGUAUGUA